AUGAAUGAUUUAAUCCCUAUAGUCAACAAACUCCAAGAUGUUUUUAACACAAUUGGUAGCGACACAGUAGAUCUACCGCAAAUCAUCGUUGUUGGAUCUCAAUCUUCUGGAAAGUCUUCUGUUCUUGAGAACAUUGUUCAGCGGGAUUUUUUACCUCGUGGUAGUGGAAUUGUCACCCGUAGACCGUUAGUGCUUCAGCUCGUUAAUAUUCAAGAUUCUGAAGAUUCAAAAGCUGUGGAAUAUGGAGAGUUUUUGCACAUGUCGGAUCGUAAGUUUACUGACUUCUCAGAGAUAAGAAAGGAAAUUGAAGCUGAAACGGCAAGAGUUGCAGGGCAAAACAAGGGAAUAUCGAGGUCUCCAAUUCAUUUGAAAAUAUUUUCGCCAAAUGUGCUUAAUUUAACUUUGGUUGAUCUUCCUGGUCUAACAAAGAUUCCCAUUGGGGAUCAGCCUACAGACAUUGAAAAACAAACCCGAAGUUUAGUUCUUGACUACAUAACAAAGCCGAAUAGUAUUAUUUUAGCUGUAAGCCCUGCAAAUGUUGACCUGGUAAAUUCUGAAAGUCUCAAACUUGCAAAACAAGUUGAUACAGAAGGCAAAAGAACUAUCGGAGUUCUAACUAAAUUAGAUCUUAUGGAUGCUGGUACAAAUGCGUUAGAUGUUCUUACUGGUCGCGUUAUACCUCUCAAGCUGGGCUUUAUUGGGGUUGUAAAUCGUAGUCAACAAGACAUAAUAGGUCAUAAACCUAUGACUGAAGCUUUGAAGGCUGAAAGUGAAUUUUUUAAACGACAUUCAGCAUAUCGAAGCAUCGCUUCGAGAUGUGGGACACCUUUUUUAGCGAAAAUUCUGAAUCAUGUAGGUAUUUGGAUGUUAUUUCAAAAUUGGAUUCUUAUGAAUCAUAUACGGGAAAGAUUACCGGAUAUGAAAGCUAGGAUUAACACUCUCAUCAGUCAAACUACGCAAGAACUCUUGUCUUAUGGAGAUCCUGUACUUGACGAAAAGACUAAUAAAGGAGCACUCGUAUUGAAAUUAAUUACUAAAUUCUCAAAUGAUUUCACUUCAUCGAUUGAUGGUACCGCAUUAGAUGUAUCGACAAAAGAGUUAUGUGGCGGCGCAAGGAUAUAUUAUAUUUUCAAUAAUAUAUUUGGCGCAGCGUUGCAAUCCAUUAGUCCAUGUGGCAAUCUUUCAGUACAAGAUAUUCGAACUGCUAUUCGAAAUUCUACUGGUCCAAGGCCAUCCUUAUUCGUACCGGAAAUUGCAUUUGAUCUUUUGGUUAAACCCCAGAUACUUUUACUCGAACAGCCAAGUUUGAGAUGUGUUGAACUUGUGCAUGAAGAGUUGGCUAAGAUAUGUCAUAGUUGUGGAAAUAAGGAACUUAGCCGUUACCCACGGUUACAUGCCAAACUUAUAGAAGUUGUUUCUGAAUUACUUCGUGAAAGACUCAACCCUACUACGUCUUACGUGGAAAGUUUAAUAAGUAUUCAACGCGCAUAUGUCAACACCAAUCAUCCGGAUUUCAUUGGAGGUGCAGGAGCCAUGUCAGAUCUCGCGAACAUGAGUGGUAAUACUACACAUAUUACUACAUUGAGUGGGCCAGCAAUUUCCAGUAAUGAUAUCCAGGAUGGUUCAUCACUUUCAGAUAAAGAAUCUAGCGGUUCUAAAGAUAUAGGCCUACCGAAUGGCAUCGGCAAUAAUUCCUCACAGCGUGAAUCCUUUUUGACGUAUUUCUUUGGGAGUGGUAAUAAAAGUGAUAGAACGGUAUUACCAGAUCAACCAUUACCUAAUAGAAAUGGUACAUUCGCUAAGACCGGAAUAGACAUGGGUGAAUUGGAAAAAAAAUUAGAUAAUGGUGCGAUUAUCGAUGAUGGCAUUCAUCUGACCGAUCAUGAAGAAAUGGAGAUACAGUUGAUACGAACUCUGAUAUCAUCUUAUUUCAAUAUUGUGCGCAAAACAAUUCAAGACCUUGUACCGAAGGCUAUUAUGCAUCUUUUGGUCAAUAAUUCUCGUGAAUCAGUCCAAAAUCGAUUAGUAUCCGAAUUAUAUAAAGAAGAACUAUUUGUAGAUUUAUUGCAGGAGGAUGAAAAUUUGGCAAGCAAAAGACAAAACUGUAAAACUAUGCUUGAUGUUUAUAGAAAGGCUUUCGACAUUAUGAAUGAGGCUAU
Messenger RNA from Cetraspora pellucida, 2159 nucleotides. NCBI's taxonomy places the organism in Eukaryota, Fungi, Glomeromycota, Glomeromycetes, Diversisporales, Gigasporaceae. The record is from the annotation of a GenBank genome assembly.